Molecule: messenger RNA, 1275 nt
Organism: Durio zibethinus
Lineage: Eukaryota; Viridiplantae; Streptophyta; Magnoliopsida; Malvales; Malvaceae
Product: putative aquaporin PIP2-5
Biological process (GO): transmembrane transport
Cellular component (GO): membrane
Molecular function (GO): channel activity
Source: RefSeq, a predicted model, not a curated record
AGGAGAGGCACCAUAGCAUUCUCUCCCCAUAUAUACCCCCACACCCUCUUAACCUUGUGCUCAGUUCUCAACAAAAAAACAAAGCACUGUCUCUCUCUUCUUUCCUAGCAUUUGCAAAUCCAUUUUUAUUUUUGUUCUUCAAGCUAAUAUAUCUGUUUCUAUAGCUAGUUAGGCAUGGCAAAGGAAGGAGAGCAAGGCUCAUUUCAUGCCAAGGACUAUGUCGACCCUCCACCAGCACCUCUGAUUGAUGCAGCAGAGCUUAAGAAAUGGUCAUUUUACAGGGCUUUGAUAGCUGAGUUCAUUGCAACUCUGCUCUUCCUUUACAUCACAGUCUUGACUGCGAUUGGCUACAAUAGCCAAGUUAACACCUCCUCUGAUGCCUGUGCUGGUGUUGGUAUUCUUGGUAUUGCUUGGGCCUUUGGUGGCAUGAUAUUCAUUCUUGUUUACUGCACUGCUGGUAUUUCUGGGGGUCACAUUAACCCAGCGGUGACAUUUGGACUGCUCGUGGCUCGUAAGGUAUCAUUGAUUCGAGCCGUUUCUUACAUGGUGGCUCAGUGCUUGGGAGCCAUCUGUGGGGUUGGGCUGGUUAAGGCUUUGCAGAAAUCAUACUACAACAGGUAUGGAGGUGGAGCCAACGUAGUUGCAGAUGGGUACAGCACUGGAACUGGUUUGGGCGCAGAGAUUAUUGGAACCUUUGUUUUGGUUUACACUGUUUUUUCUGCUACUGAUCCUAAGAGGAAUGCUAGAGACUCCCAUGUCCCAGUCUUGGCUCCACUUCCGAUUGGGUUUGCUGUUUUCAUGGUUCACUUGGCUACCAUCCCAAUCACUGGCACUGGCAUCAACCCUGCUAGGAGUUUUGGAGCUGCUGUUAUUUACGACAAGAAGGCGGCUUGGGAUGAUCAUUGGAUUUUUUGGGUUGGUCCCAUGGUUGGAGCACUUAUUGCAGCUUUUUACCACCAAUUCAUCUUGAGAGCAGGAGCUGUUAAGGCUCUUGGGUCAUUUAGGAGCCAAACCCAUGUUUGAUGAUCUUGACAAGUCUAAUUUGCCUUCCUUUAUGAUUCGUGUAUGGUCAUUGUCCCCCAACGCCCUUUUUUUGAUCAACUUCCGUUUGUGGAAGUUGAUAAAAAUUAUAGGAACUGAGGGUCAUGAAAUAUGUAGAUAAAGUACCGUUUGAGAAGUGGGGAGGCUUUUGCUUUCCUUAGAGUUUACUUCAGCUCUUAUUUUGUAUUGAUUUAUGCUUCAAAAAAAGCAAUGGAAAUUGUUAUCUUUAGUUUA